CAACGGACGGAUAUCAUUGAGCGGUCCCUUAAGCUGCACUUGAAUUUCGGCCAGAAGCAUCCAUCGCUAUCGUCCUUUCUCCAGUUUUGUUCGCUCAUCAAUUCCGUUUCUUUUCGAUAUUUUCCUUUACGUCUUCGAUCUCUUUCCACCCGAACAUAAUAAGCUUCAUCUAUUGUGGUCUCUGAGAGAGAUCGCAACCCUUUCAUCAUGGUCCAGAUUAGCGAAGUAAAGGGCAAUUCGCGCGAGAACAGGACCGCUGCGCACACGCAUAUCAAGGGUCUUGGAUUACGUCCUGAUGGCACUCCAGAGCCUACCAGUGACGGUUUUGUUGGGCAGGCAACCGCCCGUGAGGCCUGCGGUGUCAUUGUCGAUCUGAUUAAAGCAAAGAAGAUGGCGGGACGUGCUGUUCUACUUGCCGGUGGACCUGGAACUGGAAAGACAGCCCUUGCCCUUGCCGUAUCACAGGAACUGGGUACCAAGGUCCCAUUUUGCCCGAUCGUUGGCAGUGAAGUCUACUCUGCGGAGGUUAAGAAAACCGAGGCCCUUAUGGAGAACUUCCGGAGAGCAAUUGGUCUCCGUGUGCGUGAAACGAAGGAAGUGUACGAAGGUGAAGUCACCGAGCUUACGCCCGAGGAAACUGAGAACCCUUUGGGAGGCUAUGGACGCACUAUCAGUCAUUUGAUUAUCGGAUUGAAGUCUGCAAAGGGCACCAAGAAGCUGCGCCUUGAUCCCAGCAUUUAUGAAGCUAUCCAGAAGGAACGAGUCACUGUUGGGGAUGUUAUCUACAUCGAAGCGAACACCGGUGCUUGCAAGAGAGUUGGACGAUCUGAUGCCUAUGCAACCGAGUUCGAUCUUGAAGCGGAAGAAUACGUUCCUGUUCCUAAAGGGGAGGUUCACAAGAAGAAGGAAAUCGUACAGGAUGUGACGCUACACGACCUGGACAUGGCCAACGCUCGCCCACAAGGCGGACAGGACGUGAUGAGCAUGAUGGGACAACUUAUGAAGCCUAAGAAAACCGAGAUUACGGAUAAGCUGCGUCAGGAGAUCGACAAGGUAGUCAGCCGCUACAUCGACCAAGGAGUUGCUGAGCUGGUUCCUGGUGUUCUCUUUAUUGAUGAGGUCCACAUGUUGGAUAUUGAAUGUUUCACCUACCUGAACCGGGCACUCGAAUCCACAAUUUCCCCCAUUGUCAUCCUUGCCUCCAACCGCGGGCACACUGAAAUCCGCGGCUCCGACGGUAUCACUGCCGCACACGGAAUUCCUUCUGAUCUUCUCGCUCGCCUCCUCAUCAUCCCCACUCACCCUUACUCCCCCGAAGAGAUCAAGACUAUCAUUCGACUUCGUGCCAAGACAGAAGGCCUCAAUAUCACCGACCCCGCCCUUGACAAGAUCUCCGAGCACGGCAGUAACGUCAGCUUGCGGUACGCUCUGCAAUUACUGACCCCAGCAAGCAUCCUUGCACGGGUCAACGGACGUCCCGGAGGCAUCGAGGAGGCCGACGUGGCAGAAUGCGAAGACCUCUUCCUUGACGCGAAGAGAAGCGCGACGAUUGUCAGCCAGGAUAGCGAGAAAUUCCUUUAAAUGGCGUUUUGUGGAAAUGCGGCAGAUCUCUCUUGACCUAAUGCUUACUGGACUGAGAAAGGGUUCCAAAGAAUAAAAGAAAAUGAACAAUAUGUAUACCAUGUCUGAUGUAUCUUGUACUGGCCAGGCGAAUGAUCCAUCAUAGUCGUUUUACGUUAAUGUCAAACUAGUCUUACGUUUUCACUGAUUUGAUUUCCUACUAUAGAAUCCAGUUCUAUAGAGCUGUCUACCACCAAACCUGCUACCACCAAACCUGCGACUCAGGGUUUAUUCCCGCCCAGCACCCACUCGAACUUAGCCCCAAUUCUGGACACUGGGAACCCAAGCGCCCCCAACAGG
Aspergillus alliaceus is the source of this 1920-nucleotide messenger RNA. It is a transcript of the gene rvb1, whose product is annotated as RuvB family ATP-dependent DNA helicase pontin. The record is from RefSeq and is a predicted model, not a curated record. Gene Ontology annotation, biological process: box C/D snoRNP assembly; chromatin remodeling; regulation of transcription by RNA polymerase II. The coding region runs from base 208 to 1581 and encodes 457 amino acids. Lineage: Eukaryota; Fungi; Ascomycota; Eurotiomycetes; Eurotiales; Aspergillaceae. The transcript has 4 exons. Gene Ontology annotation, molecular function: ATP hydrolysis activity; ATP binding; DNA helicase activity. Gene Ontology annotation, cellular component: Ino80 complex; Swr1 complex; R2TP complex.